Hyalella azteca is the source of this 4465-nucleotide messenger RNA. Its product is annotated as ubiquitin-protein ligase E3B-like. Gene Ontology annotation, biological process: ubiquitin-dependent protein catabolic process; protein polyubiquitination. Bases 158 to 3556 code for a protein of 1132 amino acids. Gene Ontology annotation, molecular function: ubiquitin protein ligase activity; protein binding. The transcript has 6 exons. NCBI's taxonomy places the organism in Eukaryota, Metazoa, Arthropoda, Malacostraca, Amphipoda, Hyalellidae. The record is from RefSeq and is a predicted model, not a curated record.
UAUUCCUGUAAGAAAUUUCUUUUAAGUUUUCUUGUUUUUUUAUCUCUCUGUUAUCAAUGUCCUGACAAUUUAGAAGGCAAAAUUCCCAAGCUCUGACAUGUCUGCCUCACUGUGCAACUAAAAGUUCCUGCGGAUAUAUUUUUUAACUCAAUUAGUUAUGUUUGGUGGAUCUUGUGGUGGAGGUGAGCAGUUGGUGUCAGCUGCUCGAGAAGCUCGUGAAGAAAGAGCUGCUGCACGCCAGAGAGAAGCUGCUGCUGUCUUAGUACAAGCCACAGUACGUGGCUUCAUAACGCGCAAGAAGUUCCUGAGGAAAGUGAGGGGUGAUUUUGACUCAGUACUUGGAAGCUUCAGCAGCUGCAGCACAGGCACAGAUGUUGAACUUCCACUUCCACUGCAAGCUUUCACUGUUGCUUCCCCUCUCAUCAGACACUACAAUUCCAAGCAGGAUGAAUUCCGGCUCCACAAUUACUGCAGAUAUUUAGUUGCCAGCCUACGUAGCACAAAUUUUCAGCGGCGCUGUGUUGCUUGUGCAUUGAGCAAAGACAACACUCUUGCUUGGAUCCGACACAUGAAGCAGGUCCUGGAACUGUCAUGCCUCUCCCUUGAGCAUUUGAGUGGGGAAGUGAGCAGUGAGAGUCGCAUGUUGUCGGUAUUGCUCCACUUACUCUUGGAUCUCACUGCAACGCUGACAUGGCCUCCAACACCAUCACCUCUAGUGCCACCUCUCAACAAGCUCACUCAAAACUUUUUACAGCACCUUGUCACUUCUAGUCUGUACUCCACUCUCAAGCAAGUGCUUCUGAGGGGCUUGUGCCGGAGCAAGCCAGUGUUGAGACCAGCAUCUUUGGGCGCGGUGCUCACUCUGGCAUUGCGACCGCUGCCUGAUAGCCUUGCUAUAUCCCAGCUAUGUAGUCAAGUCACCAACACUACUAUGAAGCCUGGCACAAGUGGUCUCAACUCAAACGGCCCGUCUAAAGAGUCCGGAGAUGUUGAGCUUCUGUCACAAUUUAUACUGCAGUUCCUAAGUGUGCCUGCCGUGAUACGUCAUCUCUCAAGCAUGGUUCCUGAGAGCAUUCAGUUGCUGGAGAAGAAGCGCAUCUUUGAGCACUGCAUUGCAUACCUUCACAACGAACAGCAAUUGCGCAUCGUUUUUCACACCUUGGAAGCUUCUUACGCUCUCUGUCUACUCGCGAACUUGGUGCACUUGGCUCAUCAUUAUGUCUCGGCUCACAAUGAAGCAUCCAAGUCUAAUUCUCUGAGUGGCGAAGCUUCUUCUCAUUUCGAAGAAGUUAUGAACAAAUUCAUUUCAAUUGUACGUCGCUUAUUGGAAAAAAGUGGUGAGUAUGUUAGCUGCAAGCAGGGACAACAUGGAGCCAAGUUCAGCGGAUGCAGUGGUGGCGCCACUUCGAGCCAGUGGCACCCAGUGUUGGGUUGGUUUGCUCAGCAGCUUGACCAUUUUCUGCAAGAGAGCCUCGAGUUCGUGAGGCCUCAACUGCAUUUGCUGUGGUCACAACCACUACUUAACUCGCUGUUUGCGGCGUUACCUCCUCUCCUGCCGCCACACGAGGUCAUGGGUGGUGGAGAUCGAAGCAAUUCAAAUGUAAGCACCCCCAGCCGGACUGGUUCUCGUCCUUGGUCGUUGCGGCGUAUUCUGGACAAACGUUUGUCUCUCAAUGCGAGCAGCAGAUCAGCAAAGAAUGGUGCUGCCAACAAGUUGAGUUGCCCUGGCGUUCAGCGCGUGGCCGUCACCUGUUCCCUCUACCAGCUCGCCAUGCAUACUUUGACGCAGCUCAGGAUGGAUGUACUUACUGGGCUUUGCUAUAAAAGCGGCGUAGUGGUGCAGCUAUGGUGGCUGUUGCAGUCUCUUGGGAAUAAUUGUGGACUCAAGACGUUUCUUGAGCAUCUUGCUGUAGCUAGUAAGCCAACAAGCCCAGAAUUUCACAUGCUUAUUUUGUUUUGCGAUGCCACUGCUCAUUUGGUAACCGUUCUAGAUGACCUAGAGAUGUAUGAGCAGCAGAAACCAUUCACUAUCUCAGAUUUCACCGCCAUUGUCUGUUUUUUGAACGCUUUGUGCUACAAACUCAUAGACCAAAGGCUGGUUGACUGCCGUCAUGUUUGGUCAUGCCCUUUAUUUUCGGCAGCUUUGUCUCUCCUUACAUUACUCUUUCGUCGCAAUUCUCGGCGUCCUUUCGUUCCGUCUGAAAAUACUUGGCUCAUACCCGAGCUCAAACUCUCAACUUUCAAAGACAAUUUGAUGAACGGCAACAUUGUCGAACAGGUUAUACUGCAAACUUUGCCUCAUGUUAUACCUCAUGCGGAGCGUGUGUUACUGUUUCGUGCGAACGUGUCUGCUCAGAAAGCAACUCUGGCAUUAGCAUCACCACACCCCUUCACUUUGAUUACAGUCUACAGAUCACGUCUAGUCGAGGACGGAUAUCGUCAGCUCAAUACCCUUUCUCCAAACGCUCUCAAGGGCGUCAUUAGAGUGCGUUUUGUUAACGAACAGGGCCUUGAUGAAGCGGGCAUUGAUCAGGAUGGAGUGUUUAAGGAGUUCUUGGAAGAGACUCUGAAACGCGUCUUAGAUCCCUCUCUGAAUUUGUUCCGAAUGAGCAGCGAAAACCAGCUGUAUCCUAGUCCUUCAUCUGUACUAACAGACAACCACUUAGAAUUGUUCGAAUUUACUGGCAAGAUGCUAGGCAAGGCUCUGUACGAAGGCAUCGUUGUGGAUUGUCCUUUUGCUGGGUUCUUCUUGAGCCAAGUGAUAGGCGAGCAGCAGUCAGCCUUGUAUUCCAGUAUUGAUCAACUCCCAUCUCUCGAUCCUGAGCUGUACAAAAACCUAACUUACAUCAAACACUACGAAGGAAAUGUGGAAGACUUGGGACUCACAUUCUCAUAUGACGAGGAACGUAUGGGUGAGCUUGUUAGUCAUGAACUGCGCCCGGCUGGAAAGAUACUUCCUGUCACAAAUGACAAUAGAAUUGUUUACAUUCAUCUUAUGGCUCACUUUAAGAUGCAUACUCAGAUACGUAAUCAAACACGAGCCUUCGUAAAAGGAUUCCGCAGCAUCAUCAACCCUGAGUGGCUGGCCAUGUUCUCCAUCCCUGAACUGCAGCGCAUCAUCUCCGGUGACAAUGUAGCUAUCGACCUCAAAGAUCUGAGGAAACACACGCAAUAUUAUGGCGGGUUCCACGACAACCACCGCGUCGUGUGUUGGCUCUGGGACAUCCUCGAGAAAGAUCUAUCAGCCAAGGAGCUCAGUCUCUUCCUGAAAUUUGUCACGAGUUGCUCCAAGCCUCCGUUGUUGGGUUUUGCGAACUUAGAACCACCGUUUUCUAUUCGGUGUGUCGAAGUUGGCGACGACGAAGACACCGGUGAUACCGUAGGCAGUGUCGUACGAGGGUUCCUAGCUGUCGGCAGACGCGAUCCUGUAAACCGACUACCCACAGCCUCCACAUGCUUCAACCUCCUCAAGCUGCCUAACUACCAGAAGAAGGCCACACUUCGAACAAAGUUAAAGUAUGCUAUUACGAGCAACACGGGCUUCGAGCUCUCAUAAUUUUUGAGCUUCUUCAAUGAGUGCCUUGUUUUCGUUCCGUUGGAUGCGUACAUUUAUUUGUUACAUGCUCCGUUCGUCAAUUAUUGCUCUGCUUGUGUUACUAUUUUUUUGUCUACUUCCAAAUUUUAUAUUCUCACUUUCCUAGGCUCUUUUCGUUCUGACCCUGCAUAUUCUCACGGUUUUCACUUGUUUUCCUUUCACUUUGAAUUCGUUAUUCUCUUCAGGGAUGGCGAUGUUUUGCAAUUAAUUACAAUUAUGUUGUUAUUUCAUUUCCAGUACUUUUCGAUGGUAAGCCUCGAGCUACGUAUAGGUACUAUUUUUGUAGUUAUAAUUGGGCUGUAUUUGUAAAAUAAGCUACAUAAAGUGCAAUGGUCUAAGCAGCAUGGAGCGUGCACUUAGAGAUGAACGUGAGUGCAAGCAGUCAUAUAUGUACGGUCUUUAGUGACGAAGUGGCUCGAUGUAUGGGCUUUCAAAUUACGCUCUGUAAAUUUCUUGCUCUCAAUUUGUAAAAAAUCGUGCAUGUAAUAUCUAUUUAAAAGUAAGUGACAAAUGACAGCUGAAGGAAAUCGGCUUGUAAUUAAUAUAUUUAUCAUAAACGUUAUGUUAGUAAUUAGUGUUAAUUAGUCAUAAUAUCCUGUCUAUGUAUUAUACUAAUGCAGGAAAAUAUCCUAAAACCUCUCCAUGCACUAACGCGCGACUUUAAAAAGGAAUUUCAUUUCAAGAACAUGUAUUUUAUGCAAUGAUAAAUAAUGUAACAUUAUACUUUAACGCUCUAGUUAACGCAAGAAAACCAUUAUUUUGAUUUAAGACGUUCUUAAAUGACCAUCAAAAUUGAUAAUAAAACUCGGUGAAAAUUUAAAAGUUUAUUCUUUUCAGACUUCAUAAUGCACAGUAAACUAUUUAUUUCAA